AGCCCUCAUGAGGUGAUGUUGCAUCUGCUGCGCCCUCCUCUUCAGAGGACUCUUUUCUGUCUAAGAUGGAGGUGUCCAAGCUCCUUCUACUCCACCAAACCUCACUCACUCCAGGGCGAAGACUCAAAAGAGACCCGCCUGAACCCCCUUAACAUUCAGAUGCUCUCCAGAAACCUCCAUGAGCAGAUCUUCCGUGGAGUGGAGCCAGAGUACUCGGAGGAAGAUGUCCAGCGCAGCAUAAGGCAUUUGGAAAAGCACAAGCUAUGGGGGAAGGACGCGUCAAUGUUGCCAGAUGUUGAACUUAAACUUCCCCAGAUGUAUGGGAAAAACAUUGAUGAGCACUUUCGCAUCUUGGCUGAGAAGCAGAGCCUUCCCUACCUCGAGGCUGCCACCAAGUUGCUUCGGGCGGAGCUGCCGCCCGUGCCUCAGGAAUGGACCUGGGAGGUUGGUUGGACGCGUUAUGGACCUAAUGGGGAGAGUGAGAAAGUUGAUUUUCCAGAAGAGUCUGCUCUAGUGUUUGAUGUGGAGGUGUGCACAUCAGAAGGACAGUGCCCUACACUGGCAGUUGCCAUGUCUCCUACCAACUGGUACUCCUGGUGCAGUAAGCGUCUGAUUGAGGAGCGGUACUCUUGGUCAAACCACCUGAUACUUGCUGACCUCAUUCCACUAGAAACACCUUUAAACUCUGCUCGCCCUCCUGGAGGUCAGUGGAAGGAGAGGCUCAUUAUAGGCCACAAUGUGAGCUUUGACAGAUCCUAUAUAAAGGAGCAGUACCUUCUGAAGGGCUCAAAAAUGCGCUUUAUGGACACCAUGAGCCUUCAUAUGGCCAUCUCCGGGCUGACAGGGUUCCAACGCACACUGUGGAUGGCGAGUAAGCUGGGUAGAAAGAGGGGUCUUCAGGAGGUCAAGAAGCACAUUAAGAAAGCUGGACAGAAAAAGGCGGGACCCGGGACUGGCUCCUGGGACUGGGUGAACAUUAGCAGCAUUAACAAUCUGGCUGAUGUCCAUGCUUUGUACGUGGGAGGGCCACCGCUGCAGAAAGAGGCCCGAGAGAUUUUUAUAAAGGGAAGCAUGACUGAUGUCAGGAGCAACUUUCAGGAGCUGAUGCAGUAUUGUGCCUUAGAUGUUGAGGCUACACAUCAGGUCUUUACUGAGCAGCUGCCCCUCUUCAUGGAGAGGUGCCCUCAUCCGGUGACGUUCGCUGGGAUGCUGGAGAUGGGUGUUAGCUACCUUCCCGUCAAUCAGAACUGGAGCCGGUACCUGGAAGAUUCUCAGGACGUUUACAAAGAGCUCCAGAUCGAGAUGAAGAAGUCUCUGAUGACUCUAGCGGAUGAUGUGUGUCAGCUCUUGGAUGGAGACAUGUACAAAGAAGACCCCUGGCUUUGGGAUCUUGAGUGGGAUGUUCAGGAGUUUAAGCAGAAGAAAGUGGCAGCUAAAAAGAGGAAAAACUCCCAAAAAGCAGCCGAAACACAAACUGUCAUUCCUCUUCUGGACCUGGAAGAUGACCCAGACCCUCCAUCUGAAGAGGAGAUGGCAGGUCAGUGUCCCAGCAGGCUGGCUGUUGAGAAACUCAAGGAAACAGCGAUUCGACUCCCUAAGAGAAGGCAACAUCUCCCUGGACAUCCAGGGUGGUAUCGAAAGCUGUGUGAGAAGAUGUCUGAGGACAGCUGGUCGCCUGGAGCCAGCCUCAUCAGUCUUCAGAUGAGACUGACACCUAAGCUGAUGGGUCUGACGUGGGAUGGUUUCCCCCUGCAUUACACAGAGAAACAUGGGUGGGGAUAUCUGGUUCCUGGACGCAGGGAUAAUCUUCAUAACCUGGAGGAAAACACAGGACCUGUGUGCCCACAUGGAGCUAUCGAGGAUGUUUACAAGAAGUAUUGUGAGCAGAACAGCAAGGAGCAGCCCGAGUAUGUGGACUUUGGUCCUUCAGAGGACCUCAUGCUGACUGACAGCACAGUGUGGACGAAGGUAGAAGAGUUAAGCUCCUUGGAAAGUUUCCCAGAAGAAAAUGGCAUUACGACUGUAAAAAAUGAGAAAAGAAUGAAGAAGACUCAAGAUCCAUAUUUAGUCAAUGAGGAGAGCAAAUGCCAUUAUCACCAUGGAAUUGGCCCCUACAGUGAUGUAAAUAUUCCAGGCUGCUGGUUUUUCAAAUUACCUCACAAGGAUGGUCAUCACAACAACGUUGGCAGCCCUUUUUCCAAGGACUUCUUGUCUAAGAUGGAGGAUGGGACUCUAAGAGCAGGACGAGGUGGAACCAACGCAGCCCGAGCUCUGGAGAUCAACAAAAUGAUGUCCUUCUGGAGGAAUGCCCACAAACGUAUAAGCUCUCAGAUGGUGCUGUGGCUAAGGAAAGGAGAGCUUCCUCAUAAUGUCAGCAGACACAAAGACUUUGACGAAGACGGUCAGUAUGGCGCCAUAUUGCCUCAGGUUGUCACUGCAGGGACUGUAACUCGCCGAGCUGUGGAACCAACAUGGCUGACUGCCAGUAAUGCUCGGAGGGACCGGGUCGGCAGUGAGCUAAAGGCCAUGGUGCAGGUACCGCCUGGAUAUCACCUGGUAGGAGCAGACGUGGACUCUCAGGAGUUGUGGAUUGCUGCAGUGCUUGGAGAAGCCCACUUUGCUGGCAUGCAUGGUUGCACAGCAUUCGGCUGGAUGACCCUUCAGGGAAAGAAGAGUCAGGGAACGGACCUGCACAGUCGAACCGCUGACACUGUGGGCAUCAGCCGAGAGCAUGCUAAAGUGUUUAAUUAUGGACGCAUUUAUGGCGCGGGGCAGCCGUUUGCCGAGAGGCUACUGAUGCAGUUUAACCACCGCCUGGACCAGACAGAAGCUGCCAGUAAGGCCAGGCAGAUGUAUGCCUUAACAAAGGGUCUACGCAGAUAUCAACUAUCAGAAGAGGGUGAAUGGCUGGUCAAUGAACUGGAUAUAGAUGUGAAGAGAGAGGAGGGUGGAACGGUCUCACUGGAGGAGUUGCGGAAGAUCAAUAAACUGGCCUCGCAGUGCUCUCGGCGAAAAAAGUGGGAUAUUGUUGGCAAACGUGUCUGGGCUGAAGGUACGGAGUCUGAUAUGUUCAAUAAGCUGGAGAGUAUAGCUCAUUCAGCCCAACCAGCCACUCCUGUUCUGGGCUGCAGGAUCAGCAGAGCUCUGGAGCCCACAGCAGUCAGGGAUGAGUUUAUCACCAGUAGAGUGAACUGGGUGGUCCAGAGCUCUGCAGUAGACUACCUGCAUCUGAUGUUGGUGGCCAUGAAGUGGCUCUUCGAGGAGUACAACAUCAAUGGACGUUUCUGCAUCAGCAUCCACGAUGAGGUCCGGUACCUCGUCCACAGUGAAGACCGUUACAGAGCAGCAAUGGCCCUACAAAUCACAAACCUGCUUACAAGGUGUAUGUUUGCUCAUGCAUUAGGCAUGCAGGACCUUCCACAGUCAGUGGCGUUUUUCAGUGCAGUUGAUAUUGACCAGUGCUUGAGGAAGGAGGUCACCAUGGACUGUGUGACUCCAUCAAACCCCACAGGACUGGAACGACGGUACGGCUUUCAACCUGGUGAGGCCUUGGACAUCUACCAAAUCAUCGACAUCACUAAAGGCUCUCUGAACAAAGCAAAAUAACAGUUUAUGCAAGAACAACGUUCACCAGCAGCUUGGGUUUAAAGAGGGAUACCAGCUCACUGUUUUCUCUUCUUCUGUUUGGGUUCCUGUGACUCCUCCGUGUCCUGUGACUCCUCAACCUGAAAAAUGUGAAAGAAAAAACAAAAAGACAAGUUAAGAACCCUCCCACUAAAAUAAGGCCGCUCGGACUGUUCAGAAUUAGGUUCAAACUUUUAAGUACCACAAGGAGGAAACAUCUCGGUAAACUCAACCUGGAUUUGUGUGAGCUCUGUCAAAAUGAAGGAAGCAACAAAACAACUUGUGGCGUAUGAGACGUACCUCCUGACUGCCAUCUUGCUCAUGCAGCGCUGCAUCCAGGGUUGCAGCAUUGAUACGGAAAUCUCUUGAGGUGCUCAGCUUCAUGUAC
This is a messenger RNA of Nematolebias whitei (Rio pearlfish), 4012 nucleotides long. RefSeq names its product polymerase (DNA directed), gamma (gene polg). NCBI's taxonomy places the organism in Eukaryota, Metazoa, Chordata, Actinopteri, Cyprinodontiformes, Rivulidae. Gene Ontology annotation, cellular component: mitochondrion; gamma DNA polymerase complex. Gene Ontology annotation, biological process: mitochondrial DNA replication. Gene Ontology annotation, molecular function: 3'-5' exonuclease activity; DNA-directed DNA polymerase activity; DNA binding. The record is from RefSeq and is a predicted model, not a curated record. The transcript has 22 exons. The coding region runs from base 16 to 3606 and encodes 1196 amino acids.